Molecule: messenger RNA, 597 nt
Organism: Chroicocephalus ridibundus (black-headed gull)
Lineage: Eukaryota; Metazoa; Chordata; Aves; Charadriiformes; Laridae
Product: zinc finger protein 541-like
Exons: 6
Coding region: 1-597 (198 amino acids)
Biological process (GO): negative regulation of DNA-templated transcription; regulation of transcription by RNA polymerase II
Cellular component (GO): transcription regulator complex; histone deacetylase complex
Molecular function (GO): transcription corepressor activity
Source: RefSeq, a predicted model, not a curated record
AUGGGGCCCAAGAGGACUCAGGAGGCAGAACGGCGCAUCAACAUUGGAAGCCAAUUCCAAUCGGAGCUUCCAGACCUCCAGGACCCAGCCCGUUUGGAAGAGGAGGAAGAGGGAGCGUCGCUGGUGUGGAAGCCCUGGGGCGACGUGGAAACCAACCCGGAGACGCAGGAGAAAGUUAGAAACCUGCUCCAUUUGGCGUCUGCCAAGGGCGGGCCGGGGGGCCGGGUCAACGCGGAGCUGGCUCUGCAUUGCCUGCACGAGGCUCAAGGCGACGUGCUGGAGGCGGCGGAGAUGCUGCGUGCUGGGCCGCCUCGGAGACCCGAGUCCCAUCCCCUGGCUGAUUAUCAUUACACAGGCUCGGAUACUUGGACACCGGUGGAGGAGCAAUUGUUUAAAGAGGCUUUUUACCUCCAUAAGAAGAAUUUUCGCCUCAUACAGAAGCAGAUCCAGACUAAAAGCGUGUCUCAGUGUGUUGAAUAUUAUUACACCUGGAAGAAGAAAACCCGUUUUGGCUGCACUCGGCCUCGCCUGAAGCAGAAGAAGCGCCCGAGACGCCCGGACGAGGAGGAAGAGGUAGAAAAGCUGCUGGGGGAGUGA